This is a messenger RNA of Cricetulus griseus (Chinese hamster), 1557 nucleotides long. The record is from RefSeq and is a predicted model, not a curated record. Lineage: Eukaryota; Metazoa; Chordata; Mammalia; Rodentia; Cricetidae.
UCUGAGGUGCACUGAAUUAAUCAAAGAUCCCGUACGAUUAGCCGAAGGGGCGCGGCGGGGCGAGCCAGGCGCUAGGUGAGCCCUCUAAGGACGAACAACUAAAGCAACAGCGGGACAAGCUGAGGCAGUACCAGAAGAGGGUCACGCAGCAACUGGAGCAGGAGCGGGCUCUGGCCAGGCAGCUGUUGCGGGAUGGCAGGAAAGAACGGGCCAAGCUGCUGCUCAAGAAGAAGAGGUACCGGGAGCAGCUGCUUGACCGGACAGAGAACCAGAUCAGCAGCCUGGAAGCCAUGGUUCAGAGCAUCGAGUUCACGCAGAUUGAGAUGAAGGUGAUGGAAGGGCUUCAGGUGGGCAACGAGUGUCUGAAUAAGAUGCACCAGGUGAUGUCCAUAGAGGAGGUGGAGAGGAUCCUGGACGAGACCCACGAGGCAGUGGAGUACCAGCGGCAAAUCGAUGAGCUGCUGGCAGAAAGCUUCACCCAGGAGGAUGAGGAAGCCAUCCUGGAAGAGCUGAAUGCAAUCACUCAGGAACAAAUCGAGUUACCAGAGGUUCCUUCAGAGCCCCUUCCUGACAGAAACCCAGAAGCCCCUGCCAAGGCCAGAUCCAGGCAGGCCGAGCUAGUGGCAGCUUCGUAACUUGGACUCUCCAGGGACUCGCAGGGAUUCUCUGAGAACUGACCCACAGAGUGUUUGGCUGCGUGUCAACCCUGAGGGCUCCCAGGAGGCCUGAAGGGCUGCGCUGGCCAGUGUGGGUGCUGGUGGCUGGAGCCGCGGCUCACAGGGGCCUGACAUCAGGGCCCCACAACGCGCCUUGGAUGCACCGUUGUCUUGCUCUCACCCUGGAUUGAGUGGACACUCAAAGCCCAGCCAGGCCUGGCCACAGGCUGCUGUGGUCCCCACGGUGGCCACAGCCCAUACUCCUGGUGCUGUUCUCAUGGCUGACCCAGUCCGUGUGACCUGCACUGUUUUGUGGGGAAGUGCCUCAGACCUUGGGGUCCCUAUGCUUCCUUCUCUUGUCUCUGCUGCCCUCAUGAGCUGAGGGGGGCUUCAGUUAAGGGGUUCUUACUGUGCCUGGCCUCCUGCUAUCCCUCAGUUUCUCUGCAGGCUAGUGGCAGAAACCCUAGGGUACUGCUGCUCUCCAAAUCUCUUGGAGCAUCUUUGGCACCUCAAGUCUUGAACCUUUUAUGUUUGGGGGAGGUGGACCAGGGGCCAUUCUGCUGAAUGGACAAAUCUAGGAGCCUGACUUGGGGUCUUCACAAAAGAAAGACAUCUUGAAGUUGGUGACAAGACCCUGUUCCAAUGGGUGUGUACCCCCAUGGAGUCCUGGACACAGCUAUCAGUCCCUAAGCCACCAACACCCAAGAGGUGCAGAGCUUGGAAGUGACUUCCAGGGUCCUGUGCUCAUUUGAUACUGGACAGUCUCUGACUCUCGGGUCUUUGAGGAACACAAGGCCUGACAUGCCUUCAGGGCCCACCAAGAAAGGACAUCUCUUCCUUCACCCAAAACAGGUCAACCCCAAUAUUAAAGUUGGCCCUGCAUGGUCUCCUGCCUCUUGGA